AUGUAUUCUCAAGGGUUAUUUCCCAAUAUAAAUAUUUUGAGAGUGGUUAAAAACCACAUCACCGAAAAAAUUGUUAACGGUAGUGUUGUACUUUCGCAUGAUGAACGAAGAUUGUACGAUCAGCUUAUGGUCUCGUUUAUGAAAGUGUGGCGUCGCGCCGCAGGCUGUUCGAAGGACCGUAUAACCGUGUCGUACACGUUUGUCGACCGAUCGCGUGUACUGCGAGGUGCGUUCUGUCGUCCGGCUCCGUACCACCCCGGUGCCGUCGAAGGGUGGGUGGUGGGGUUGUACCGCUCUUGUGCAGGGCUGUACUGCGCAUUCCGGCCCCCCUUGAACCUAUGGUCUCAAACCUGGGUGUCGUCGUCGUUGGGGAACGGGCAGAUGAUGGUGGCUGUCCGGACGGCCACCAUCAGGACAUCAUCGGGACCUGUCGUGCGGGCCACAAACCGAAUCUGCCCGUUCCCCAUCGACGACGACACCCAGCCUGCGGCGCGACGCCACAGAAAGGUAUACUUAAUUUUCUCUACUUUACUAGGUGAUCUGCGUUCUUCUAAUGAUAAGUCAUGUAAAACGUCUAAACCUUUUUGCAAUAAUGAUGACGAUGAUGACGACUUGUCUUUAAUACUGGAAGUGAUUGAGCAAGAUUUGAAUCAGAACAAAACCAAUGACAGUCAGGGAUGUUCGCGGCGUAAUACAGCGACUAGUGAUGGGUUUACAGCUCCAAAUCAAAUUGUUAAAAGGCAAUCCAAUACUGAUGAUGACGAAUUAAGCUUGUUGUUGGAAGUUAUAGAUGAAGAUUUAAAGACUACAAGCGUUACCCGUAAUAGAAAAAUUAUAAAUGAUACGAGCCUGGCAUGUUCCGUUAAAAAGCAAGUAGGAAAAGGUGUCCGGCAAAAUAGUGAAGUGGAAAAUUUUACCUACUUUAUUAAAAGAGGUGAGAGUGAAAACUUCAACAAGAAAUUUUCAUUGACCAGUCGAAGAAUGGAAUUUUCUUUUAAACCGUUGGGGCACCUCCAACAGCCGUUACAAUGGCUUAAGCAAGCAUUACGAGAACUGUUGGACCACAUAACGCGAGAAUGCGAAGCAGACGAUAUUGUGGGAUUUGUUAUUGAAAAUGACGAUUUUCCUGAUAAACCUAUUGGCAUUUCGUUGCGCAAACGGUUCCAACUGGAUGAAAAUGUGAUCCUUGCGGUUUUAGCGAAAGUAUUCCAGAGUAAUUCGUCUUUUUUUACCAAUGACCGUCUACGUGUAAAAGUAGAUAUACUGAAAUUACCGUCAGGUAAUGGUUACAGCGCCGUCGAUGGUAAGUGCGUAACGUUUAAUGAAUUUAGUAUUCGGAAACAUAGCGUGUACGUCAUUACGGAGGAUCAGUUUUGUCUAGCUGCGGCAUUAAUUGUAGCUAUUGAAUUUAUCGCGGUUAAGUUCAACCGCAAGGCCUUACAUAAAAAAUUUGCGGGACAUGGUGCGUUGCGACAUCAAUCUGUAGAGCUGUGCCGCAAAGCCGGUGUUGAUUUAAGUCAGGGUGGAAAUUACGAGCACAUUCAAUUGUUUCAAAAUUAUUUGACGGAGUAUACGAUUGUAGUGUACGCAAAUCGAACUGGUGACACAAGGUAUUUUGUCGGGGAUAUGUCUUCAGGGAAACCACGCCUAAAUUUAUUUAUGGAGGGACGGCAUUAUAACGUUAUACUAAGUCUAACCGGUGCUUUUUCAGCUAGUUAUUUUUGCGAAUUUUGCGCCAAAAGAUAUCAAAAUGGCAAUCGGCAUCAGAAAUGUUCCUAUGUGUGUCCGUGUUGUCAUGCGAAGCCUCCAUGCGAAAUUGCAAAUAACACAAUUACGUGUGCAGCAUGUAACCGAACUUUUAGGGGACAAAUAUGUUUUGCUAAGCACAUCUCUUUAAAAACUUGCAACAAAUUUCAAAGGUGCAAUGAAUGCCACAUGAGUGUAUGGGUAACGAAGAAAAAAAAGCAUGUUUGUGGUAUCAAAUAUUGCAUCACGUGCCAGAGUGACAAACCCCGCAAUCAUUUAUGCUUUAUUCAGCCAAAUAAAUCACCUGUAUCUAAGAGUAGUGACAAUAACAAAUUUUUAAUAGUAUUCUUUGAUCUGGAAACAAGACAAGAGAAGGCUUUAGGAAAUAAUUUAUUUCUUCACGAGGUAAAUUUGUGUAUUUCCCAGCACGUUUGUGAGUCUUGUAUCUCUGACACUAUUAUUUCUACGAACUGUGAAUUUUGCGGUGAGCGUGAAACAAUUUUUUAUACUAAAAAUCCAGUGAAAGAUUUUUUAAAUUAUUUAGCUGACAUGAGUAAAAAUUUUAAAGUCACCGUAAUUGCUCACAAUUCGCAGAAAUUCGAUGGAUGUUUCUUACUACGUGAGUUGUACUCUGAAUUUUCACGUUGGAAUCCGCAAAUCAUUAGAUCGGGUACAAAAAUUAUGUCUAUACAGUGUGGAUCAUCGUUACGCUUUAUCGAUAGUCUAAACUUUAUUCAGUUGCCCCUUUCACAGUUUCCGAAAGCUUUUAAUAUUCAGUCAAUCAAAGGAUACUUUCCGCAUUAUUUUAACACUUUGGAAAAUCAAGAAUAUGUAGGCCCUAUGCCUGCAAUAGAAUUUUAUGAUCCGAAUUCUAUGAAGGAAGCCGGAAAAGUUGCUUUUCAAAAUUUCUAUGAAGAACAAGUCGCGAACGGUUAUAUUUUUCGUAUGAAAGAUGAGUUGAUUAAAUAUUGCAAAGCGGACGUGAAAAUCUUGAGAGAGGGCUGUCUAAAGUUUAGGGAGUAUUUCGUUACAGCAAAUAACGUCGAUCCACUCUUGGAAUGCAUAACAAUUGCAUCCGCCUGCAAUUUAGAGUAUAGACGAAAUUUUUUAAAACCGGAGUCGAUACGCAUAAUACCUCGCGGCGGUUACAGGAUGAAUGACAAACAAUCCACUAUCGCUAUAAAAUGGUUACUCUGGGAAGCCAACAGUAAUAAUUUAGAUAUAAUGCACGCAGGUGUAGGUCGCGAGGUGGUUCUUAAGGAAAAUCUGCGUGUGGAUGGGUUUUGCUCUGAUAAUCAAACAGUAUAUGAGUUUUAUGGAUGUUUCUGGCAUGGAUGUGAAAGAUGUUUUGCAAAUCAAACAGCGCGCUUGAGUGACAAAAAUGAUACCCUAUUUUUUAGACGCGAAAAUACAGCGUCAAAAGAAGUACGCAUCAGAAAUGCCGGUUAUAAUUUAGUUACAAUGUGGGAGUGCGAUUUCCGUAAAAGUUUAGAACAAAAUGCUGAAAUGCGUGAAUUUGUAGGACAUAAUAAUGUUACAAAAAAGACACCUUUAAUUGCAAGAGACAGUUUUUUCGGAGGUCGUACUAACGCGUCGAAGCUAUACUAUAAAUGUGGUGUAGGGGAGAAAAUUAAAUACUUUGACGUAUGUUCGUUGUACCCGUUUGUUAAUAAAUACGGAAAGUAUCCUAUUGGUCAUCCGACGAAAAUUCACGUAAAACCUGAGGAAUGCGCUCUGAUUGAUUUGCAAACAUUUGAAGGUUUAAUUAAAUGCACGGUAGAACCACCUAACGACUUAUACCAUCCCGUUCUGCCGUACAGGUGUAAUGGAAAAUUAAUGUUUCCGUUGUGUCGCUCAUGUGUAGAAACAGAAAACCAGGACAAUUGCUAUCACCAAUCUAAAGAGCGACAGUUUACGGGAACUUUUGUGGCUGACGAGUUAAGGAAAGCCAUUGAAAAAAAUUAUAAAGUUAUUGAUAUCUCUGAGGCAUGGGAGUACAAAACUGUGCAAUAUGAUCGUUACACCAAAACAGGUGGAUUGUUUUCAGAGUAUAUCAAUAGCUUUCUAAAAAUUAAGCAGGAGUGUAGUGGCUGGCCUAGCUGGUGUGUCACAGAUAUCGAUAAAGAACGAUACAUAAACCUGUAUAAAGAACGGGAGGGUAUUGAUUUAGAUCAAAACAAGAUUAAUAAAAAUGCUGGUCUUCGCUUUGUAUCAAAGAUUAUGCUCAAUUCCUUCUGGGGCAAGUUUGGCCAGCGGGAAAACAUGCAACAAACUCAAUUAAUUCAUCAACCUAGUGACUUAUUUGCGUUGGUAACAAAUCCUUCAAUUGUUGUUAACACUAUGACAAUUUUAACCGACGACGUUUUGUUGACGAGUUGGGAAAGAGUUGAAGAAGACAUUGCCCAGUUAAAAUCUGUGAAUGUUGCUAUAGCGGCGUACACUACGUCGAAUGCGCGCUUAGAACUGUACAAAUACUUGGAACAAUUGAAUGAGCGCGUAUUGUACUAUGAUACCGAUAGUGUUUUCUUUGUUAGCGAGUAUGAAGGUCAGGCAGAACCACCCACAGGCGAUUUUCUUGGGGAUUUAACUGAUGAAAUGGCUGAGUACGGAAAAGAUUCCUACAUCACAGAAUUUGUCAGUGGAGGCCCUAAGAAUUACGCCUACAAAUUUUGGAAUGCUAACGAAAAAAAAUACGAUACUGUGUGUAAGGUAAAAGGUCUGACAUUACACUACGCAAACUCGCAAAAAGUGAAUUUUGAUGUUUUGAAAACAAUGGUCUUGGAAAACCCCGACUUUGAGGUGCAGCUCGAGGAUCGUUCGAUAAUACGUAACGCUCAAUAUGAUGUGCUUACAAAAAACACAACCAAAAAAUACGCUAUGAGUUAUACUAAAAGGCGCAGACUUGAAGGUACUUUUGAAACUGUUCCUUAUGGGUACAACGACGACAUCUAAGUAAGCUUUAUUUUAUGUGAUGAUUUAUA
Molecule: messenger RNA, 4727 nt
Organism: Zophobas morio
Lineage: Eukaryota; Metazoa; Arthropoda; Insecta; Coleoptera; Tenebrionidae
Exons: 8
Coding region: 1-4698 (1565 amino acids)
Biological process (GO): DNA replication
Molecular function (GO): nucleotide binding; DNA binding; DNA-directed DNA polymerase activity
Source: RefSeq, a predicted model, not a curated record